CCUCUUCUCAAAGAUCACAAGUGGUGGUGUCUUCUGAAUCCUUGCGACAUCAUUAUAUAGAGCUGUAUAGCUUACUUCUCAAUUGCCAUUGGAGAGAUACAGUCAAUAGUAGGUAGACCACCAUGAGCAACGAAACAUCGUCCUACAUUGCCUUUGCCAAGAAGCAAGCGAAUGUCGGCGUCCACACGCCUCGUCGCGCGUCCCUUCCACCCUCGUGGGAUGACACGGAUCUACUCUUGCCAUCGACAGACGACGAAAACAGCAAUAAGGACAGUAGUGCCGUAGAAGGAGAAGCCGCUGCGGCAGCGGCCUACAUGACAUCGCCAUCCCGUCAUCAUCAUCAUCAACGCAACAAGAGUCGAUCCAUGUCGGGAGAUUAUUCCUCCUUGCGAGCAUCGCUCUUGGCGCAAAAUUCCAACUUGGCCAGUGUCAAUCAGAAAAUGGCAGAACACUUGAAAUCCAUGCUGGAAAACGUGCGACGCAAAACUGGAACUCCCAUGGCGGAUGCUCCCGACACGGUGCAACUCGAAGCGUACCGUACAUUGACGACCGUCCCUCCCUUUUCCUACUUGCCCAAUCAGGAAAUCCGUGCCUUGGUGAAGGAUUUGCAUUUGCUGGAAUAUCAAGAUGGAGAAGUCAUUGUGCAGCAAGGACAAGAUCAGAAUCAGAGUGAUCGAGAUGUCUAUGUGCUGGCCAAGAAACGAGUGGUCUUGGUUCGGUUGAAUCUAGCAGAUGGAAUGAUCAGCAGCAGUACCAACAGCACGGACAGUAUCAGCAAUUCGGGAUCCUCCACUCCGUCGGUCGACAGUUCCUUGAUUGGACGGUCUUCCGCCAAGUUUGUUGGUUACCUCGAUGCUCCCGCCAUGUUUGGAGAAUGGGCCACUCUCUUUGAUGGAGUACGCGAUUUCCAGGUCAUUGCGGGAGGUUCUCAGGUCGUCGUCUAUCGCAUGUCCGGAGAACGCUUUGAAAGUCUACUGGCCCACCAUCAUGCCUUUCGACUCAAAUUGGCACUCGGAUUGCGCAGUAGUGGCAUCUUUGCCGAUAUUGAAGCAUUUGUCGCCAUGAUGCGACGAGCUGUCAGUCAUGAUGGAGAAGACAAAUUUGACAUGCCCGCCAUUUUGGCCUGCUAUCGACGCAUGGUUCCUGCCAUUCAUGCCAAUCUGCAUUCAUCGCUGCUCGACUUGGAGGGAUGGACGUAUGCCGUGAGGCGAUUGCCAGAUUCCAUCACGUCCACCUACACCUAUUUGCUCUCGAAUCAUGUCCCCAUGCCAUUUAUGCAUCCUCAUUUCAGACUACAGGAUGUCUUUGUCAAGACUGUGGCACGACGACGACAAGCGUUUGCGCUGGAUCAUGGCAAACUCCUCGUGGUCAUGCGCGAAAAGUUUUCGGAUGUGCUGGACUUUGUGUCCCUCCUCUGUUGUCAUUUGCACGAAAGUGCCAAGCUGCGCACCAAACUGGUUCGUCCGUCGGCAUUGGAUGUCAUUCACCGGUGCCUCUGGGCACCCGAACGACGCCUCGAACCAUCCUUUCCACUCGGGGAUCGAAAACUGUUAUACCAUCGGUGCCAGUCGUCCACCUAUGCCACGGCAUCCAUUGCCGAACAAAAGCAAGCACUCGCGCAACUACCAUUGACGGCCGAGGAACAACAAGGUUUGCAAGCCUUGUGGCCCAAGGAUUUUUUGUAUCGAAUUUGGGAUAUCAUUUGUUUGCACGAGAACAUUCAAGUGCGAUCGGAUCUGACGGCGGCAGCGGUCGAUGCCACGGAUCGGUGGGCCGAACGAAUUCGUCGGGCCGUGUUGGAUUUGUUAGCGGCCAAUCGAACGCAGCCAGGGAGUACUGGCGAAGAACCAUCGGAUCUUUGCUUGCGCACUGAAAUUGUGACCCACAUCAUCUCCUCCAACACCACCAGCGUCCGCAAUUUGCUCUCACCUUACCUGCUGCAACGAAAGGCAGAAAUCUACGAAUGGGGAAGCAAGGCUCAUCCAGAGAUUAUGGGUCACAACGUCUUGUCAGACUCGGACAAGUUUUGUGCGCUCUGCAAUGCUUACAUGAAGCAUCACGGACAAAAGGCCAUUCAGGAGCAAGAAGAAGUGGAUGGUGCCUGUUUCAAGACGCUGCGCAGUACCGAGUUGACCGGAAUUCAAGUAGAACUCUUGGACCUGGAUGCGCUCGACGCUGUCUACGCCAAGCUCAACAUUGCACCGGAUCCCUUCUUGGCGUCCUGCUUUCCCGAUUACGACCCCGAAACCAAGAGCUGGAAGGAACCAAAAAAACUGUGCGGAAGCAAACAGGCCAGGCUGCUGGUCAACAUUGACUAUGCUUUUGGCAAACAGGCGGAACAACUCAUCUCGUCACUUUCGUUGCUGUUUGGCAAGUCGGUGGCAUCGGUUGGAGUCAUGGGCAAAGCAGGCGGGUUGCAAGGCAGACGUGGAGAUAUCAUCGUGGCCGAUUAUUUGGUCUUUCAAGAUGGAGACGAGCAAACCUUGAUUGACAACACUGGCGUGGAUCGCGAGGCCCUGCACACGUUGAGUCAACGAGAAGUCCAUUCCGGCGGCGUCUUGACCGUGUUGGGGACGCUCUUGCAAGAUUCGCGCCUCUUGAACUUUUACAAAAAGCUAUACGGCUGUGUUUCGUUGGAAAUGGAAGGCUCUUUCUAUGCUCGUGAGCUUCGACGGUACAAAAAGGCCGGGCUCUUGAAUGACGACGUCAAUCUGCGCUUUUUGUAUUACAUUUCCGACACACCACUCAGCCAGGACCAAACCGAGACCUUGUCGAGCGACAUGAGUUUGGCCGAAGUGAUUCCUCCCCAAUACGCCGUCACUCGAGCUCUUUUGAAGCCUGUACUAGAAGUGCGGUGCGAUAACGAGGCUAUGUAUUUGUGAUUUUUUUGGUGCUGCGAUGCUACAGGUAGCACGAACGUAGACGACGAUGGGACACAUAGUUUUUUGUACAGCAACGGGGGAUGAAAUGCCUCAAGCCUAAAUGUAUUUCGCAAAUUCUAGCCAGCCAUGACGCAUCAAUGUUUCGUCGCGCGAUACGAUGGUCUCCAUAGUGGAUGUAUCAUAAAUGGGGUCCAGUACAUAGAGUUCACUUUCUUCGAAAAU
This is a messenger RNA of Seminavis robusta, 3104 nucleotides long. Lineage: Eukaryota; Bacillariophyta; Bacillariophyceae; Naviculales; Naviculaceae. The record is from the annotation of a GenBank genome assembly.